GAGCGAGGGCGAGAGAGAGUGAGAGCGAGGGCGAGAGAGAGGAGAGCACGCCGACGAGACUGAACGAGCAGGGCGCAAUGAGCGGGGAGCCGCGGCGGCGCGGGUGGCGAUGAGCGGCGGGCGCGGGGCUCGCCGGUGAGCGGCCAUGGCCCGGCCGGGCCGGCCAUGUUCUCCGAGCUGUGCAGGGAGACCCUGCGCAAGGCCGCGGUCUGCCGCGGGCGCUCGGCGGCGCCCGCCCGGGAGGCCGGCGCCAGGCGGCGCCCCGCCAGGCCCACCAGCCUGGGCGCGCGCAGGGCUGGCAGCGGCCUGGAGUCGCGCGACGGCCGACGCGCGCCCUACGCCGCCGACUGCGCGCUCUGCUGCUGCGAGGCCGCCUGCGAGGCCCGCAGCUGCCGCGGGGCCCGGCCGCGCCGGCCCAGGUCCGCCUCGCCCGAGCUGCUGCCGCCGCGCGUGCGGCGCCUCCACCGCUGCCGCGCGCGCUCCUCCAGCUCGUCGUCCGGGCCCUCCGACGACGAGUCCUCCGCCUCGAGCGACGAAGCUGGAGCGACUGCCGAUGAGAGCCAAAGGCCCAGCUCUGCGCACAACCGCCAGUCCCUUACGAAAGAAGAAACGAUGCAUUGGUUCGCCCGAAUUGGAUCCGAUGAAGAUGCAAUUCUCGCGUCAGAUUUGAGGCAGCGCAAUAGUCACGAUUUCGACGCAGACUCUCUCGACGGCGAUCAUCCAUACGAAUAUCAAGGUCGCGAGCCGACGGCCGCGCUCGGCGUCGGCCCGGGCGUGGAGCGCAGCAACAGCGCCAAGGAGCUGGACCGGGCGCGACUGGUGCGCGAGCGCCAGCAGGAGGAGCGACAGCGCAAGCUGAAGGAGCUGCGCCAGCAGGCGCUCGCCGCGCAGCGCUUCCGCGAGCAGCGCGAGGAGGAGCGACGCAAGCGCAUCGAGGAGCUUCGCCUGCGCGACAAUGACAGGCGAAGCCAGGUGGAGGAGCGCAAGCGGCUGAUCUGGGAGGCGGAGCGCGACAGGCGCGAGGCCAUCCUGCGCAGGAACCAGGAGCGCGAGGCGCGCAUCGAGGCCAAGCGCAAGAACGAGCGCUCGCAGAUCGUCUUCGCGUUCGGCAGCUCGACGCCCCGCAUGCUCGAGCCGGCGGACACGGGCGGCUUCUGGGGCACCAGGCGCGCCACCUCCACGUCCAACGUCAUCAACCAGCACCCGGCGCCGCUCACCAGGCGCAGCUCCGAGCGCGAGCUCGACGGCAGCAAGAAGCGCGCCGCCUCGGCCGGCGGCGCCGACCGCAAGCCAGGUGAGGAGGGCGCCGAGGCAGCGGCGGGCGUGAGCACGCGCUUCGCGAACCGGCGCCGCACGGACCUGGUGCCGACGCUGCCCGGGCGCAGCUCCAGCCUGGCGGCCAGCAGCAGCAAGGCGUUCGCGCGCAGCCCAGGUAGGACAUACUCGAUGUCGAGGCUGGACCGGCUGGCCCAGCCGCGCAGGCGCGCCGGCCCGCCGGCCGGCCUGGCGCAGGCGAGCAUGAGCCGCAGCAUGAGCCAGCUGGCGCGGCCCGCGCCGGCCCCCGGCCUCGGCCGCCCGGACAACUCGCGCAGCAUGGGCGCGCUGCCCGGGCCCACGCGGGCCGAGCGCCUGCGCCGCAAGGCCCGCGAGCACGCCAACCCAGGUCUGCGCAGCGGCGAGGUGACGCCCAACAGCCCGUCGCGGCCGCACAGCUCCAUGAGUCAGCAGAGCGCCAGCUCGAGCGUGGCCAGCAGCACCGUGAACCUGCGCCCCAGGACCGGCACGCCCCGACGACCCAGGCCAGCCUCCAUCGCCGGCACCGGCGUCACCACCUCUCAACACAACGAGGCCGCCAAGCAGCAGAAGGACGCCAAGCCGCCGCUGCCCAAGGCGCACGCCGGCGGGACCGGCGGGACCGGCGGGGCCGGCACGCCGCGCAAGCCCGCGCCGCCGGCGGCCAAGCCGGAGCGCCGCAGCGCGCCCGCGCCGCCCAGGAGCGCCAAGGCCUCGCCGCGCGCCACGCCCAGGCCCAGCCCGCUGCAGAGCCCCGGCGCCGAGCCGCCCGGCCCGCCGGACGAGGGCCCGGCGCCCGAGGAGCCGCCCCGGCCGGAGGAGGACCUCGGCGACGAGCAGCAGGCCGACAUGACAGCCUCGAUGAUCCAGAAGAUCCGCAUCACCACGGAGGAGGAGGCCAAGGCCGCGCUGGCCGAGCGCCGCCGCCUGGCGCGCGAGCAGGCCGAGCGCGAGGCCGAGCUCGAGAAGCAGCGACGGGAGCAGGAGGCGACGCUGGAGGCCGAGCGCCUGCGCGCCGAGGAGGAGGCGCAGCGCCGGCUCGAGGAGGAGACCAUCCGCCUGGCGGAGGAGGCUCGGCUGGCCGAGGAGCAGCGGCUGCGCCAGGCCAUCGAGGAGGCCGAGAGGCGCCAGGAGGAGGAGCGCAAGCGCCGCGAGGACGAGCUCCGGCAGAAGCUCGAGAAGGAGGAGGCCGAGAGGUCGGUGUCGCAACGACUCGAGAUGGUCGAGCGCCAGAAGAAGAAGGAGGAGGAGGAGAGGAACGCCAGGCGCAAGCGCGUCGAGGCCAUCAUGUCCAGGACCCGGGCGAAGAACCAGCCGAACGCUCAGAAGGGCGACGGCACCGACGGCGACAAGUCCAAGGAGGACAGCCCGAGCGAGGAGAGCAAGUCGGCCCCGGGCGACGACAAGUCCGCGCAGAGCCUGAUGACCAGCAGCCUGCUGUCGGAGGCGACGCUGCAGCUCAUCAGAAGCGAGCAGUGUGCCCACGAGGCGAGCGGCGAGGGGGACGUCGUGCGCAACGGCACCAGCCACCCGAGCAACGGAGUCGGCGAGCCCGCCGGCAAGCAUCAGCAGCAGCAGCAGCAGCAGCAGCAGCAGCAGCCGUCGUCGUCGCCACAGCCGCAGCCGCCGCAGCCACCGCAGCCGUCGCUCGUCGACAACGAAGAGCUCAACGGACACCGCAACAACGGCUCCAGCCACGGCAACGGUAUCGGCAUCGACACGCAGAGCAUCGCUCUCGACAACGCCACCGUCAAGCAAAAUAACGUCACAAACAACUUGCUCGAUCUGUCGGAAUUUGACUUGCUGAGCAAUAGCAACAGUAGUCCGAUAUUGAUGUCCAACAAUAAUGAAGACAAUGUGAAUUCGAAUCUGAAUCCUACGGCAAUACCCUUCACGCCGAAUUUCGUCAUGCCAGCAGCGACCAAUGCCAAUCCUUUUCAGGAUCCCUUUGUCAGUAAUAAACAGCAGGACAAUCAAGUGCAAGAUCUUCUGUCUUAAGAGAGCCGUCAAAUCGUAUGGAUGACUACGAUAGAUAGAUAAGAGAAAGAAAACAACCACGAAACUGAUGCAAGUCUGACGUUGAGCGACGUAGACGUCAUCGUGGCUUUUGAUUCUUCUUAGAGAAAAGUGCAGUGUAAAUAAAAAGAGGAGAACGAGAUUAAUCUGCCGAUGAACAUAGCUAAACAGGCGAUUCAAAGAGCUUUUCGUUAUAUGUUAAACGCAUGGCAGGUUUAUCAAGUGUAAAAUAAUAUAUAAUGUUAAUUAAUAAGUAAUAAUGGUAAAUAAUAAUGAUUAAUAUUAUUAUUAACGAUGGUUAAAAUACAAUACAGGCACACGCGAGCGGUCAACUCUGAAGAUCCGACCCGCCUCUUAGUUUGUACAAUCUAAUAUCUUGAUUACUGAAACUAACUCCUUAAUGGAUCUUUACUGUCUUUUUUCCAAGAGAUAAUUACUGCAAAACUAUCGCGCCUAAUUGACAACGAGCUCAGUGUGAACAUUCGUGUUAUUGCACAGAUGUGUCAAUUAAGCUAUAGCACUUCUCAAUGGGAAUGCAAGAUAUAUGUGUUGCGCGUGUUAUUUAUUUAUUUUUUCUUUUUUCCUCUUUCAAUGUGCAAUCGAGAUUCAAAGCUUGACCUGCUGUGCAUUGACGCUAACUCAUUUUCUUUGGUCAGUCAUGAUCAAAUGUCAAUUUCGACGAUGUCUUGAAUAGGCUAAGCAUUUUUUUCCAAAUGGCUUUGUAAUAUUUUAAUUGCGUCUUUUUUUAAUGGAAAAAUUGUAAAAUUUGUUUUCAUACUUUACGUCCAUAGUGUAUUUUUAUAUUUGUUCGUGAUUGUAAACCACCAGUAAUGGACUGUGCAGAACUGACAAUUUGCGUCAUCCCAAGUCUCGAAGCUUGCAAUUUAAAUGUUUAGCCUAAUAAAAAAUAUUUAUACUCUACAGAUACAAUUGUAAAACUUAAUACGUUAGCUUUUUCUUCUUUCAUCAAGCAAUUUUCAUGUUUAUUUUUUGUUUACUUUUUUUUGUUUUGAGGCGUGCGCUCACUAGUCAAGCGAUUUUAAUGUUUUUAUUACACUUCGUUCAGAGACUACGAUGAGAGAUUGUGAGUGAAUGAAUGUAUGAUGGUAAUGUCUUGAAAAAUUAUGAUUAAUAAAUCUCAAGAAAGGAAUUAUAUAUAUCAAAGAAAAAUAAGUAAUUAUAAGAUGGAUAAGAUUGGAAUUCAAAGGAAUGAAAUUAUUAUUGAUACAUAAAAUUAAAUAAAAAUUUGUCACAUUAGUCUGCCAAUAUUUCGUCUCUGUUCACUAUGCGUUAUGUAUUUUAACUAAAUUUAGUAAAACUUAUAUUUGUCGGCGGAGCAAUGAAAUUUUGAUGUUAUAAAUUCACCUUAUAGCUCAUAUAAAGGCGACUGUUAUCGGGUAAAGGGUAACCGUUAUCGCUUGAUUGCUGCGAACGUAUAUUUUCCAAAAGAGUUGAUGCAACAAAAAUCACUUGGCCAUUGUGGCCUGUGCGUACAGUCUUACGAGUAAUUAUGUCAUAAGGUGCAGCUGAGGCAGCUAAUUCAAAGAAACAAAGCACUUACGCAUAUAUUGUUUACGCGAGAAACUAAGCGAAGUGAGAUUAACAAUUGUUAAAACAAGUCAAUGAACUGCAUCGCAAGUCUAGCUCAAUACCCUAGAUUUUUUGAAUAUAAUUAAAAACUGUAAUUUAUAAAUAUUUAGUUGAUUGAGCUAAUACGUUUAAAAAUCCACGGUAACUUAAUUAUUAAGGCUACACAAGUGUACAUGUAUUAAAUAUAUGUUUUUAUCGUAGACAGUGUAAAAUAAAGUUUAAAAACAAAUGAAAGGAAGCAUUUGAAAGAAGGGCUGAUUGAUAUAUAUCGACGUUAUAUGCAUAUAUUUGUUAUAUAGCAUUACACACGAAUGGGAAAAAACUGGUUAUCAAUUGAAUCGAUGAAAUUUUAAUAGUCGAGAAUAGGAAGGCAUUAAGCAGAAAUAAUUAGUUUAUUCUGUGUUUUGUAAUUAAAUUUUCUACUGAAUAAAUAGAUGAAUAUGAGAUUUUUCAAGAAAACGAUUGCAAUCGAGAAAAAUGGACAAAGUAUAGAGUUGGAGCGGCAAAAUGUUUGCGCGAAAUUCAGUGAGCGGCGUGAUGGGAUGAAGGCAAUAAAUCGCGCCUUUCUGUCGAAAUGAUAACUUUUGAAGGUGAAACGUCGAGUGGGCGAGUUAGGCGUGUUUACUUUGUUCAUGAUUCGGUGCGAGCGGGCUAACGAACCGUAUACAGCACGGCACAAAUGGAAAAAUGCGUACAAAAAGUAUGCAGCGCAGCGUAAAAAAGGUUUGGGGGCGUAACGAAGAGAAAGAGUGACUGGGCGAUAAGGGUUUUUCGAUAUUUUUGAGGGGUCGACGAAAGUAAAUACACAGAGGUCUGUAUGCUUAGGUGCAAUUAUCUAGCUAGCCCCUCGUCGCUGAUUGCGAAUUUAUAUAUUUGCGCGAUGUUAUUGUCUGCGUUGAAAACUCAAUCAGUCUCUUUUGUUCGACUGCGAUUCGGUCGAGCGGGAGCAAUAAUCGCUUCUUUCCUCGGAUUGGCAACGAGAGCGCGCAAGGCAUGUGUUGCAUUUUGAAGGAUGCGUGGAGCGAAAGAGCGAUGCAUACGUGAGAUGAGUCUUUUGAUGGUCACCAGACAAGCCUAAACACUUGGUAAUGUAAAAAAAGCCUUGUACGUAAUAAAUGACUAAAACUACUGGAGUUGUUUUCUC
This is a messenger RNA of Phymastichus coffea, 6043 nucleotides long. RefSeq names its product eukaryotic translation initiation factor 3 subunit A-like. Bases 166 to 3291 code for a protein of 1041 amino acids. Lineage: Eukaryota; Metazoa; Arthropoda; Insecta; Hymenoptera; Eulophidae. The record is from RefSeq and is a predicted model, not a curated record. Gene Ontology annotation, biological process: microtubule cytoskeleton organization. Gene Ontology annotation, cellular component: microtubule cytoskeleton. The transcript is spliced from 17 exons.